Molecule: messenger RNA, 505 nt
Organism: Drosophila nasuta
Lineage: Eukaryota; Metazoa; Arthropoda; Insecta; Diptera; Drosophilidae
Gene: cer
Product: crammer
Exons: 2
Coding region: 122-361 (79 amino acids)
Source: RefSeq, a predicted model, not a curated record
UGCGACACAAAUAAAUUAUCAUAGUCAAGUGACUCACUGCGUGAACUCGAGAUUGCAUUCAAAUUGUGAAUAGCUUUCUCAUAAACUUAGGCAGUUUCAAGUAAUAAUCUAAAGUGUCAACAUGUCGCUGGUAUCUGACGAAGAGUGGGCGGAUUAUAAGAUCAAAUUUGAAAAGAAAUACGACGGAGAAGAGGACACGAAACGACGUCAAAUUUAUGAGAAAUCUAAGGCAAAAAUUGAGGACCACAACAAGAAAUUUGAAAAGGGCGAAGUAACUUGGAAAAUGGGCAUUAAUCACUUAGCGGACUUGACCGAAGAUGAGUUUGCUUCGCGUUGCGGCAGCAGAAAGCCGCCGCAGUAACAUUUGAAUCUCCUUAAUCCUAUUCUCCGUUAUGUGAAUAUGAAUCUCUAAUGUUUUCUAUUAUUAAAUACAAAUAAGUAAAAAGAAACGUGAUGUCUUUGUUCGUCUCGAUUUUGAAAUUAAAAUACUUAUCAACAAGUUAAA